CACGAGCCGUAUACAUAUAUAGCACGCGCGUGAUUACCGUUGAAUCCACGCAUACGUACGUAUGCACGUACGCGCGUUCGCUUUUCGUGACCUAUAUCCGUUUUCACCUGACCGCGCGUACUCAUGCGUGUCGCGUUAAAGAUAACGAUAGGCGCCGAUUCAUCAAUCGAUACGCAUGAACUUUGUGUAUACAUACACACGCGUCCUAUGUGGCGCGCCAUGCCACGCCACGCCACGCCAAGCCAAGCCACGCCUGAUAGCCUCGCGACAUUCUCAUCGCACUAACAGGGCCUUCCUGUUUCUUUCUUUUUUUUCUUUCAGAAAGUAAGCGAGUGACGAAGCCGUUAACGUUGUGACAUGUCCAUUCUAGACGAGCGCGAGGAGUACCUGAAGAAUCCGUAUUUCAAGGAGCACGAAUACGGCGACUUUACAGCGUUCUAUGUCACAAUCGCCUUCUGCGCUGUUCUAGGCGGAUUUCUCUUCAUCCUGAACAUUGUGUUCUGCUGGUGCUCGCGGCACCGUGAAUAUUGGCGGAAUCGCCACUCAGGCAAUAGGUGGAUUCAACCUCUAUGGACUGUAUUACCACACAAAACCCCGCCGCUCGACCUGAGUGAAUUAGAGUCCGGUGCCAUCAAGUAUCCCCAAGUGAGGCACGAGAUUAUUCAGUAUAACGAUACGGAAUCUCAGCGUACCACACCGCAGCCGCAGGAGUACAUGGAGAUGCAAAAGCGCGAGAGUGAGAUCUAAAAAGUAGGCUGACAAGAACGACUAGCAAGCAGUGUUGGAAAACAGUGGUAGUAACACCCACGCUUAAGAAUCAUACGUUCAAAGUCACGAGUUUAAUUGAACCCAAUAGAGUUUAAUUAGCCCUUUGCACUCACAGUCAAUAGCAUUGUGAAGCCUCCAACUUCUGGCUACUGUACGCUGAAACUCCUCGUCACUAACGUUGUUUUCGUAGGCACAUUGCCCCUGCUUUUACAUACGUUAAGAAUAAUUUUUAUUUUAAUUUUUUUACGUGACAUUUAUAUAAUCAAAAAAAGUGAUUGAAACACCGUAGCGACUUUGUCCGCAAGUUGUUUCAGAGUUAUUGUACAACUGCACGCAACACUAGUUGCAAAUAGGCAAUAAUCUCAGGCAGCAUAGAAACAAUUCCUUAUUAUGGGCUUGCACGUUUUCUGGCCUGCCACGGCCUGCCUGACUCUCUUCGUAGUUUGCAUUAUAAUCGUGAUGCUGAGAUACGGCGCACGUCUCUGCAAAUUACGACACGAGCCGUUGCCAUCCGACCAAGAAUGGCAGGGCAAAGCGUAUUCCAGAAAGCUAUCCGUUUCCAGUGCAUGAGAACAGAUAGCACUGUCCCAAAAAUAUUGUAUCCAUAGUUCGUACAUUUUUUCUCAUUCCAAAAUGUAUAAACGAAACUGCCGAUUAGUAUUUUUGCUAACAUAAGUCGAACGUAAGUAAUAUUCAGAACCAUUUAUAACUGCUCUUUUUGGGACACAUCUCGUAUAUUGAUGCAGUAUUGCAUAGACACAAAUACUGAUCGUGUAAGUUGAAAGAUCUGAUAUUCCGUCCAUUUACUAUAUAUUUCGUAUUAAUAUAUUUUUUAUUAACACACGUGCGUAAUUCUUUUUUAAUUAAUGCAAUUUAUAGGAGUUUUUAUAAAAUUGAAUUUACAAAAAGUUUUUAUAAAAUGGAACUAAUUUAUAACAAAGUAUCAUUGAAAGAAAAUUUUGUCCGUCCAUUUUUGAUAUUAUUAAAUAUACUCUUGUUCGAAGUAAUUUUCUAUGAUAUCGAUAAAUCGAGCACUUUUGUAAUUUUUGUAUCGAUACGUUUUACGAAUAAAAUAUAUGUUAUAUGAAAA
Solenopsis invicta (red fire ant) is the source of this 1858-nucleotide messenger RNA. RefSeq lists its product as uncharacterized. The transcript is spliced from 2 exons. The record is from RefSeq and is a predicted model, not a curated record. Lineage: Eukaryota; Metazoa; Arthropoda; Insecta; Hymenoptera; Formicidae. Bases 358 to 747 code for a protein of 129 amino acids.